AUUAAUUUAUAAGGUCUAUCAAAAAUAUGGGUCUUAAAUUUACGAAAGCCAGAACACCAGCGGUGAAGGUGUAAAGAAUCUAUCUACCUCUUGGUAGCACCUGAUUCUCGCUCGAUCAAUAUGAACCUUCAAGUACAGAAGAACACCCUUUACGUAGGUGGGUUGGCGGAGGAGGUAAAUGAGGCGAUCCUGCACGCAGCGUUCAUUCCCUUCGGUGACAUAAAGGACGUGAAGACGCCGCUGGAUCAGGCAACUCAGAAGCAUCGGUCCUUUGGUUUUGUUACCUUCCUGGAACGUGAGGACGCCGUCGCCGCAAUGGACAACAUGGAUGGGGCCGAGCUUUAUGGUCGCGUCCUUACCGUGAACUACGCCCUCCCCGACCGCAUCAAGGGAGGAGAGCAAGGGUGGGCCGCCCAACCCAUUUGGGCGGAUGCGGACACCUGGUUUGAGAGGCAACAGCAGGAACAAGAGAUGCAGCGUCUGCAAGCAGAGCAACGGGCAGCAAUGCAAGUUGCUGAGGAAUUGCACAGAAAGAAAAUGGCUGAAGAGCGACAGGGGGAGAAGGAAGAGGAUGCUGAAAUUAAAUCUGACCCUAUGGCUGUGGCUGAAGCGGAGAUUUUAAGCCAAACUACCUAAAAUAUUCAGUUUUUUAGUAUAUGUUGUGGAAUCACAUAAAUUGUAGAAGGCGCAAGAAUGAAAAAAAUUAAUCUUUCAUCUUCUUUUUGUGCUGUUGUACUUCAAAAAUUGUUUACUUUGUUGAAUUCCGGUCUCUUCGCUGCUCAACUUUUCAGCUGAAUUACACUUGAUUGAUUCUCAUCCUCA
Dendrobium catenatum is the source of this 822-nucleotide messenger RNA. RefSeq names its product peptidyl-prolyl cis-trans isomerase E. The record is from RefSeq and is a predicted model, not a curated record. NCBI's taxonomy places the organism in Eukaryota, Viridiplantae, Streptophyta, Magnoliopsida, Asparagales, Orchidaceae. Gene Ontology annotation, molecular function: RNA binding. Bases 121 to 636 code for a protein of 171 amino acids. The transcript is spliced from 3 exons.